Messenger RNA from Bactrocera tryoni, 6428 nucleotides. It is a transcript of the gene slo, whose product is annotated as calcium-activated potassium channel slowpoke. The transcript has 26 exons. Gene Ontology annotation, cellular component: postsynaptic membrane. Gene Ontology annotation, molecular function: large conductance calcium-activated potassium channel activity. Gene Ontology annotation, biological process: transmembrane transport; potassium ion transport. Lineage: Eukaryota; Metazoa; Arthropoda; Insecta; Diptera; Tephritidae. The record is from RefSeq and is a predicted model, not a curated record. Bases 1059 to 4745 code for a protein of 1228 amino acids.
CAGAGACAACAACACGAAGCACAUCGUGCACAUUUAUAUGUAUAUUGAGUAAUCAAAGUGAAAAUUCAAAAAAUAAAAGCGAAAAAAUUGUUGUGUCCAAGUGGGCGCGCGCACAACAACUCUCGGCGGCAAAAUGUAUUCAAGUAUCGUCGCCUAUGUUGUUAGUGUGCUGUUAUUUUGGUCGCGCUGCAUGACGUAUUGAGGCACGCUACGGUUGGGCGCUCGCCCGAACACAACAUCUUCGUUGCUUCCUAGUUGCGCGCGCGUUUCUAGCGAGUCUUCAGAAUUUCGGCCAAAAAUCUCUGUGUUGCUCUUGUGGUCACUGCUUUCGGGUUGUUGCUGUUGUUGUCACCAUCGAAACGCGCGGUGACAGUCGAAAAUGUGUUUAAUUUGCGCGCCUCAUAGCAAACUCAGCGCAAUAAUAAAUUCACUUUGUUGUAAUACUUAGACAAGCGAAAGAAAUCUUAGUAAACAACAAAAAUUUUGCAAACGGCAAAACAACACGAAGAUAUUUUUUCGGGUUUUCUCGUUUUAAAUAUUCGUUAUGCGUUCAUUGGCACAAAAAUACGAUGAAGGAAGCUGAGCGCGGCAAAAAAGUACGAGCACAACUCGUGAGAAUGUGAUAAAGUGAAACGCAAACAAGAAGAAAUAAUCGAAAAUUAGAAAAUUCACCAAAGUGCGCUGUUUGUUGUGUGACAUAAUGUGACUGCAAAGCGUUGUGCAAAUGUUGUCAACCUCAGCGGCACCACAGCUGACGAGCGCGUGCAAGUGUGUGUGCGAGUAUAUACGUAUGUGUAAGUUAGUGCAUCACCUCAUAAUGUGCAAACAUCAUAAAAUAAAAUGCUAAACAGCGCAGCAUUCAAAAUGGUGGAUACAAAUAAAAAUAAUAAUUGAAAAGAUAAUUUAGAUUGCAAACAAAUUAUAAGAGAAGCGCGAGCUGCCAAUGAAUAAACGCUGAAAAUCACUUUUAUUUGGUGAGAGUGCAAGUUUUGGCGUAGCGUCGUUGCAAAAAAUGUAAAACAGUGCUUUUAUUGUGAAGAAAAAAAAAUAUCUCAGCUAUGGAAGAUUUCGCUUUUGCGCUCAACCAAAGCGUCACCGCGAACAUCAUGAGCAAUGGGAUGUCGGGGUGUGACCAAAGCACUGUCGAAUCAUUGGCCGAAGAUCCAACAGAUUCACCAUUCGCUGCCGAUGAGUGUCUCAAAGUACGCAAGUACUGGUGUUUUUUGCUCUCCAGCAUAUUUACCUUCCUUGCUGGGCUAUUUAUUGUGCUACUAUGGCGCGCGUUUGCGUUCAUUUGCUGCCGCAAGGAGCCCGAUUUGGGACCCAACGAUCCCAAACAGAAAGAGCAGAAGGCGUCACGCAACAAACAAGAGUUCGAGGGUACCUUUAUGACCGAAGCCAAAGACUGGGCUGGCGAGCUUAUAUCGGGACAAACGACAACUGGUAGAAUUUUGGUCGUGCUUGUAUUUAUACUCAGCAUUGCAUCACUCAUUAUUUACUUCGUGGAUGCAUCUAGCGAAGAAGUCGAAAGAUGUCAGAAAUGGAGUAAUAACAUUACUCAACAAAUCGAUCUCGCAUUCAAUAUAUUUUUUAUGGUUUACUUUUUUAUACGAUUCAUAGCGGCGUCCGAUAAACUUUGGUUUAUGUUAGAAAUGUACAGUUUUGUAGAUUAUUUUACAAUACCCCCGUCCUUUGUAUCAAUAUAUUUAGAUCGGACAUGGAUCGGUCUCCGAUUUCUUCGAGCGUUACGCCUCAUGACUGUACCGGAUAUUUUACAAUAUUUAAACGUUCUAAAAACAUCGAGCUCGAUACGCUUGGCUCAACUAGUAUCAAUUUUUAUAUCUGUAUGGUUAACAGCAGCGGGCAUAAUACAUCUGCUGGAGAACUCUGGCGAUCCGCUGGAUUUUAAUAAUGCUCAUCGAUUAUCCUAUUGGACCUGUGUCUAUUUCCUAAUUGUGACCAUGUCAACGGUAGGAUAUGGUGACGUUUACUGUGAGACUGUAUUGGGAAGAACCUUCCUUGUGUUCUUUCUACUCGUCGGCUUGGCAAUGUUUGCCAGCAGUAUACCGGAAAUAAUAGAGCUCGUUGGUAGUGGCAAUAAAUAUGGCGGUGAACUGAAAAGAGAACACGGAAAGAGACAUAUUGUCGUUUGCGGACAUAUAACGUACGAGUCGGUGUCGCAUUUCUUAAAGGAUUUCCUGCACGAAGAUCGAGAAGAUGUGGACGUGGAGGUGGUAUUUUUACAUCGUAAACCACCCGACUUGGAACUAGAGGGUUUAUUCAAACGUCACUUUACCACAGUGGAGUUCUUUCAAGGCACCAUUAUGAAUCCAAUUGAUCUACAACGGGUUAAGGUACACGAAGCUGAUGCCUGCUUGGUACUGGCCAAUAAAUAUUGCCAAGAUCCCGAUGCUGAAGAUGCUGCCAAUAUUAUGCGAGUCAUCUCGAUUAAAAACUACAGCGAAGACAUACGAGUGAUUAUACAACUUAUGCAAUAUCAUAAUAAGGCUUAUUUACUCAACAUACCCUCAUGGGAUUGGAAACAGGGUGAUGAUGUCAUCUGUCUGGCCGAACUUAAACUUGGCUUCAUAGCACAGAGUUGCCUGGCGCCGGGCUUCUCAACAAUGAUGGCGAAUUUAUUCGCGAUGCGAUCGUUUAAAACUUCACCAGAUACACAGGCCUGGCAAAACGAUUAUCUUCAAGGUACCGGGUGUGAGAUGUACACCGAAACCCUCUCACCUUCAUUUACCGGCAUGACAUUCCCACAAGCCAGCGAACUGUGCUUCUCGAAGCUGAAACUAUUGCUAGUAGCUAUCGAAAUCAAAGGUGCCGAAGAGGGCGCGGAUAGCAAAAUAUCGAUAAAUCCGCGUAAUGCCAAAAUACAGGCGAAUACACAAGGCUUCUUUAUAGCGCAGAGUGCCGAUGAAGUGAAACGCGCCUGGUUCUACUGCAAGGCCUGCCAUGAGGACAUCAAAGACGAAACAUUGAUCAAGAAGUGUAAAUGCAAAAACUUGGCCACAUUCAGGAAAGGCGUCCGCGCCGUCCAAAUGGUGGGACGUGCAAAAGACGAUGAGUACUCGCUCUACUCAAAUGAUUUCCAUCCAGCACCCACAUUUACGCCGCCCGAGUUGCCCAAGCGGGUGCAUGUGCGCGGAUCAGUAACGGGUGACAUGACACGCGAUAGAGAGGAUGUGAACCUCAUAAAUCGCAAUGGUCGCCGCACGAACGGCACCGGCAACGGUAGUACAGGGUUGCAUAUGAAUUCAAUAGCCGCGAAACAAGUUAACAAGGUGAAACCAACAAUCAAUCGACAACAGGUUGAGGGCCAGGUGAUAUCACCAUCACAAUACAACAGGCCGCCAGAAAACGAUGCUAACCCAUAUGCGGGCUAUCAACUCGCUUACGAAGUUAAAAAGCUCAUGCCAACAAGUCGCAGCUCCGGCACAGGCACACAAAAUCAAAAUGGCGGCGUCUCACUACCGGCCGGUAUUGCGGACGAUCAAUCGAAGGAUUUCGAUUUUGAAAAGACCGAAAUGAAAUACGAUUCGACGGGCAUGUUCCACUGGAGUCCGGCUAAGAAUUUAGAAGACUGCAUAUUGGAUCGCAAUCAAGCGGCAAUGACUGUUCUAAAUGGUCACGUUGUCGUAUGCCUUUUUGCCGAUCCAGAUUCGCCGCUAAUCGGACUGCGCAACUUGGUGAUGCCAUUGCGCGCCUCAAAUUUUCACUAUCACGAACUGAAGCAUGUGGUGAUAGUCGGUUCGGUGGACUAUAUACGACGCGAAUGGAAGAUGUUGCAGAAUUUGCCAAAGAUAUCGGUGUUGAACGGUUCGCCGCUGAGUCGUGCCGAUUUGCGUGCCGUGAACGUGAAUCUGUGCGAUAUGUGUUGUAUUCUGUCGGCGAAAGUUCCUAGCAACGACGAUCCGACGCUGGCCGAUAAAGAGGCCAUUCUAGCGUCGCUCAACAUCAAGGCAAUGACCUUUGACGAUACGAUCGGUGUACUGAGUCAACGUGGGCCCGAAUUCGAUAAUCUGAGCGCGACCGCUGGCAGCCCAAUUGUGCUGCAACGGCGCGGCUCCGUUUACGGCGCGAAUGUGCCCAUGAUAACAGAACUGGUCAACGAUAGUAACGUGCAGUUUCUCGAUCAAGACGAUGACGAUGAUCCGGAUACGGAGCUAUAUCUGACGCAGCCGUUCGCCUGCGGUACCGCCUUCGCCGUUAGUGUUCUCGACUCGCUGAUGUCGACGACGUACUUUAAUCAAAACGCUUUAACGUUAAUCCGCUCACUUAUCACCGGCGGCGCUACACCAGAGCUGGAACUCAUACUCGCCGAAGGUGCUGGUCUACGUGGCGGUUACAGCACUGUGGAUAGUCUUAGCAACCGCGACAGAUGUCGUGUUGGCCAAAUAUCACUGUAUGACGGUCCCUUGGCCCAAUUCGGCGAGUGUGGUAAAUAUGGUGAUCUAUUUGUGGCAGCGCUCAAAUCGUACGGCAUGCUUUGCAUUGGCCUCUACCGAUUUCGGGAUACGAGUUCGAGUUGUGAUGCGAGUAGCAAACGUUAUGUUAUAACGAACCCACCCGAUGAUUUUUCACUACUGCCAACAGAUCAGGUUUUCGUAUUAAUGCAAUUCGAUCCGGGCUUAGAGUAUAAACCGGCCGCAGUACGUGCACCACCUGGUGGUCGGGCUGCCAACACACAAGGCUCCGGGGUCGGUGGGGGUGGUUCAAACAAGGAUGAUAACUCUUGAUUGUUACUGUGUAGCGCCUUAACUGAUGGUCCUUACUCGUACAUUUGAACGAUGGAGCAAACGAUCGGGUACAAAAUAGCGCAUUUCUGGCAAUACAUAAUCGGCAAAAUAUUGCAAAAAUUACGAGCGGCAAUGCGUAAUGUAUCGAACAAAAAGAAUUAGCACAAAAAAAGCAAUAAACAAAAACAAUUGGUGUAAUGAACAAAACUAAACCAAUAUUAAUGCCGCAGGUAAAACAAAAAUUUAUAGGAAUUUGUCAAAAUUAUAUAUGUAAAGAAAUGCUUAUGCAAUACAUGGGUGACCUAGUAAAUGCGCCAUUUUGUACUUUUAUAUUUGCACAGACAUUCGCCAAUGCAAGCCUCAUUGAAGUAGAUUACAUGCGUAUGUAUGUAUGUAUAUGAGUUGCGCUACAAAAACAAAACAUUUCAAUUUUCAAUUGGAAGCAAAUGUCUUUGCAAAUAUAAAAAUCAAACUCCAACUAAUAAAAUAUACAACAACAAACUGAUUGUUUGAAUCAGUAUGAGUAAAAUCCAUCGUUCAAAUGGUAAAAAGAUUGCUUCCCACACCAUUCCGCAAAGCCCUCAACUACUUAAUUAAUUUUCAAAAAUUUAUUAACCUUAAUUUACUGUUUUCAUUUAGGAUAUAUGUAUGAUUGUAAUCAACUAAGUAAUCAUGUAUGAAGAAUUUUCUUGUAUUUUUUGUUUGGUAAUUUUUUUCUAUUAUUUAAUAAAUGUUUAUAAUUUAGCUUUAAUAUGACUUCGGUUAAUUAUUUAUUGCACUUGCACCCUCUCUGAAAUUAAAAGCCCUAGUCUUAUGCUUAGCUUAGCUUCGAACUCAAAUCAAAUGACUUGUAUAUCAUAUAUGUAUUUAUAAAAAUCUAAAGUAUAUAUAUAAGUUUUCAUUUUUGUAAAGUUAAAUCUAUCGCUAUUUCAAAGUUUUUUAUAUAAUUAACUUUGUUAUAAUUUGCACUAGUUAUAUUAGUUUAUAGUAUGCGAGCAUAUGAAAUCAUGUUUAUUAGUUUUAAAUGUGCACUGAGGAUGAUUUUCCAAACGUUUAUAUGAAAAACAGUGAACCAAGUUUUCAACUGCUGAAUUGUUUAAUGGUUUAUCGCGAUACAACCAGAUAAUUAAAACAAUUUUAAAUAUAAUUUUUUAAUCAAAUAAUGUGCUUAUAAUUUUGUUCAAAAAUCUCGCUAAAUGUAAUAAUAAUACAAAACACAUUGCCUUGGCAUCUCUUUAAUAUUUUAGUGAAGUCACAAACCUCAUAUGACCAUUAAAAUAAAAGCAGAGAAAAACAAUGCAAUUUAUUUAAUAAUAAUAAAAAAACGAAAACAUUGCCUUGGCAGUUUUAAAUAUCGCGUUUGUAUUAAAAUAAUGUGUUUAGACAUUUUUUCAAAAUCUUCCUAACUGUAAUAAUAACCAAAAAAAAACAUUGCCUUGGCAUCUAUCCAAUAUUUUAGUGAAGUCUCGAACCUCACAUGACCAUUGAACUAAAAGCAGCGAAUAAUAAUCAAUUAUCUGCUAAAAGCAUCACAUACAGUGUUAAAAUGUUUUUCAAUUUAAGUGGUUUUAAAUUAAUAACACUAAGUGAAAAUUUUGAAAUUUUGGAAAAUUAUCUCUUAUAUGCAUUAAAAACUUUAGUGCUAGAAGUGUAGCUACACACAUAUAUUUUUAAAAUAUUUCU